Molecule: messenger RNA, 489 nt
Organism: Meloidogyne enterolobii
Lineage: Eukaryota; Metazoa; Nematoda; Chromadorea; Rhabditida; Meloidogynidae
Source: the annotation of a GenBank genome assembly
UGGAUGGCAAGGCCAAGACCCCUUUUUUUAGAAACUCCUCUUUUAAUCUUAAAAUUCGAUUUUAAUUUUCAAUUUCCAGCCGAAUGCCGUUUUUAUAUUCCACCGAAUAUCCGUCGUCAUUUAAAUGCUAGAAUACUCGAAGAGAAUCUUGGUGCUGCAAAUUUGGAGAAUUUAGAACGUUGUACUCAAUGCAAUUUUUCAAUGAUCAUCGACAUUCCAUAUCAACAAUUGCGAGUUUUUUCGUGCCAAAAAUGUAAGGCGCAACACUGCCGAAAGUGCAAACAUGCUUGGGAUGAUAUUCAUUUUGGGAGGAACUGUGAAGAUUUACUUAAUGUGGCUGAGGAACGAAAACAUAAUUUGUUGGUUUUUAUUUUAAAUUUAAUUUUGGGGAAAAAAUUUAUUGGUUUCCAUAAAUUAUUAACUUCAAACUUUUCCCCACGCUGUGCUUAUUUAUUUAGAAGUCGCUUUGUUUGUUGCGACACGAAAUAA